CCAGGCCAGCACAUAUAAGGAGCUCCGGCUCCAAGUCUUUCUUUAUCCUUCCUCUCUUCUCUCCAUUCCAUUCCAUUUUAUUAGGGUCCAUUCUCCACCUCCUCUUAUAAGGAAAAAAAGAAGGGGCAAAAAAAUUAAAAGAUGGCGAAGAAGGUCCUCAUCGGGGCCGUCUCCGGGAUCCUCCUGGUGGCGGCGGUGAUCGGCGUGGUGGCCGGCGUCAUGCGCUCCAGCAAACACGCAUCGUCGGGCGGCGGAGAUGCCAUGUCGAGCACAUCCAAGUACGUUUCCGCCUUCUGCGAACCGACGCAGUACCGCGAGACCUGCGAGAGCACCCUCUCCAAGGUGAGCAACUCGACCACCCCCAACGAAAUGAUCCAGAUGGCCAUUAAUGCCACCAAGGAUGCAAUCCGGGCCAGAUUCGACGUACCCGACAAGAUCCAGAAGAACCUCCCGAACCUCGCCCCCAACCUUCCCCAGCGCAACAUGUCGAUGCUCCAGGACGCGCUCACCGAUUGCAAGAAGCUCCUCGAGGACACCAUCGACUUCCUCGACGCCACCUACGCGCUGUCCAACAGCAUGGAGGAUCUGGUCCUCAGGUCCACCGAUGUCAUCACCUGGAUGACCUCCAUGAACCUCCAAGUGUCCUCCUGCCUCGACGGCAUCGAGCACCCCGUCGUCUAUGAGGCGAUGAUCAAGGAACUCGGCAACUCGACCCAGCUCCGCAGCAACGCCCUCACCAUGGUUGCCCGGGCCUCCAAAGUCUUCCAGUCCCUCGGCAUCCAGUUGAACACCGGCGCCGACUCCCGCCGCCGGCUUCUGGCUCACGAGGAGGCCGGCUAUGAGAGGGACUCCGAGGGGUACCCCAAGUGGCUCUCCACCGCCGACAGGAAGCUGCUGGCCCAGGAGUUGGUGAAGCCAAACGUGGUGGUGGCCAAGGACGGGAGCGGCAACUUCAAGACCAUCAACGACGCCCUCAAAGCCAUGCCGGCUAAAUACACCGGGCGAUACAUCAUCUACGUCAAGGCCGGCGUCUACAACGAGAAGAUCCUCGUUGACAAGCAGAAGACCAACUUAUUCAUCUAUGGUGACGGGAGCAAGAAGACCAUCGUGACCGGCCACGCCAGCUACAAGUCCGGAGUCAAGACCGAUCAAACCGCCACCUUCGCUGUGCAGGCGCCCGGUUUCAUCUGCAAGAACAUGGGCUUCCGCAACACCGCCGGUCCCGAGGGGCACCAGGCAGUGGCCUUCCGUGUCAACGCCGAUCUUGCGGUGCUCUUCAGGUGCCGGUUCGACGGGUACCAGGACACACUGUACGUGCAAAGCGGGCGCCACUUCUUCCGCAACUGCGUCGUCUCAGGGACCGUCGACUUCAUCUUCGGCGGCGGGGCGAGCAUCCUCCAGAAUUGCCUCAUCCUCAUCCGCCGCCCGAUGGACAGCCAGUUCACCGCUGUGACGGCCGCCGCAGGUGACCACCCGGAUGAGAACAGCGUCAUCGUCAUCCACAACUCCCGCAUCCGGCCGGACACGAAGCUGUUCCCCGACCGGCUCAAGAUCAAGAGCUACCUCGGCCGGCCCUGGAAGGCGUAUGCCAAGACCGUCGUCAUGGAGACGGACAUUGGUGACCUGAUCCAGCCCGAGGGGUGGAAGGAGUGGGACGGGAAGCCGGAGCAUGAGAAGACGGCGUUCUACGCCGAGUUCCAGAACCGCGGGCCCGGCUCGAAUACCCGCGGCAGGGUGAGGUGGCCCGCGUACCGUGUGAUCAAGCGGCAGGAGGCUCAGAAAUUUACGGUGUCCAAUCUGCUGUACACGCAAAGUGGCGACUGGAUUGCUCUCGCGGGCGCACCACAAAUUAAGGGCCUCCACCGCGCCUAAAACGGACGUGCGCGGGUAACAUCAUGCGUGCAUGCAUGCAAAGGUGGCGCCGAAAGAAAAACGAAGCGAGAGAAGAGAUGGGAGAGAGAAGCCGAGAAGCAGAGAUGAGAGCGUGAAGCUGUUUGCUCUUUCUUUAUUUUUAGUUUGUAUUUUCAAGGAAUAAGGAUGGAGAGAGAAAUAUGUGGAUUUGAUUCUUUAGAAAGAAGGAUUGAAUGGUUGGAUGAUCUCCGAUCCAUUCUAACCUUCUUUCUUAUGAAAGUCUUAUACUAAUAUUUCUAUUAUCCUCUGCACGUUUGCAUGGAAUUUUAUGGCAUAGCUUUGGGUGAUCGCCCAUACAUUUUCA
Molecule: messenger RNA, 2215 nt
Organism: Phoenix dactylifera (date palm)
Lineage: Eukaryota; Viridiplantae; Streptophyta; Magnoliopsida; Arecales; Arecaceae
Source: RefSeq, a predicted model, not a curated record